AUGAAAGAGCCCCGGCCCCAUACCAGAGAGCGUCCUGCCCCCUGGACACGAGCCCAGCUUCUGUCCCGAGGGCGGGGGGCUGGUCCCAUGGGGGCAAACUCAGCUCCGUUCCCAAGAGGGGCUGGUCCCAUGGGGGCAAACUCAGCUCCGUUCCCAAGAGGGGCUGGUCCCAUGGGGGCAAACUCAGCUCCCUUCCCUAGAGCAUCCGGACUCCUGGGCACAAGCCCAGCUACCAUCCCGAGAGGGGUUGAACUCCAAAACAUGAGCCAGGCUCUCCUGCCAAGGCCUGGUGGCCUCUUGGGUACAACUCCAGCUCCCGUGCUAGGUGGGGCCAUGUGCUUGGGCCAGAACUGUACUCCUAGCACAAGGGGGACCCCACCUCAAGACACAAGUCAAGCUCCCUUCCCCAGGGCAGGUGGCCUCUUGGGCAUUAGCCCGAGUCCCAUCCCAAGGGGCACUGGAGCCCUGGGCCCAAACCCAGCUAUCUUCCCAAGGGCAGGUGGCCUCCUGGGUGCUAGCCCAGCUCCCACCUUGCUGGGAACUGGAGCCCUGGGCCCAAGCCCAGUUCCCCUACCAAGGGCAGGUGGGCUCCUGGGCCCAAGCCCAGUUCACACCCCAAGGACAGGUGGACUCCUUGGCUCUAGCCCAACUUCCACCCCCAGGGGCACUGGUGCUGUGGGCCAGAACCCAGCUACUCUUCCAAGAGCAGGUGGGCUCCUGGGCCCCAGCCCCGCUCCCAUCCCUAAAGCAGGUGGCCUCCUAGGCACUAGUCCAGCUCCCAUCUCAAGGGGCACUGGAGCCCUGGGCCCCAGACCAGGUCCCGUCCCGACGGCGACCGGAGCCCUGGGCCCCAGACCAGGUCCCGUCCCAACAGCGACCGGAGCCCUAGGCCCCAGACCAGGUCCCGUUCCUAGGGCAGGUGGGCUCCUGGGCCCCAGCCCAGCUCCCAUCCCUAAAGCAGGUGGCCUCCUAGGCACUAGUCCGGCUCCCAUCUCAAGGGGCACUGGAGCCCUGGGCCCCAGACCAGGUCCCGUCCCGACGGCGACCGGAGCCCUGGGCCCCAGACCAGGUCCCGUCCCGACGGCGACCGGAGCCCUGGGCCCCAGACCAGGUCCCAUUCUUAGGGCAGGUGGCCUCCUGGGCCUCAGCCCAGCUCCCAUCACAAGGGCAGGUGGCCUCCUGGGCCCUAGUCCGGCUCCCAUCUCAAGGGGCACUGGAGCCCUGGGCCCAAGCCCAGCUGCAAUCCCCAAGCCAGGUGGUCUUCUGGGUCCGAAUCCAGCUCCCAUCCCAGUGGGAACUGGAGCCCUGGGCCCAAGCCCAGCUCCCAUCGUGAGGGCAGGUGGCCUCCUAGGCCUGAGCCCGGCUCCCAUGCCGAGGGGGACUGGAGCCCUGGGCCCGGCUCCGGCUCCCAUGCCGAGGGGGACUGGAGCCCUGGGCCCGGGCCCGGCUCCCAUGCCGAGGGGGACUGGAGCCCUGGGCCCGGCUCCCAUGCCGAGGGGGACUGGAGCCCUGGGCCCGGCUCCCAUGCCGAGGGGGACUGGAGCCCUGGGCCCGGCUCCCAUGCCGAGGGGGACUGGAGCCCUGGGCCCGGGCCCGCCUCCCAUGCCGAGGGGGACUGGAGCCCUGGGCCCGGGCCCGCCUCCCAUGCCGAGGGGGACUGGAGCCUUGGGCCCGGGCCUGAGCCCGCCUCCCAUGCCGAGGGGGACUGGAGCCCUGGGCCCGGCUCCCAUGCCGAGGGGGACUGGAGCCCUGGGCCCGGGCCCGGGCCCGGCUCCCAUGCCGAGGGGGACUGGCCUCUUCACCACUAGACGAGCUGACACCCUAUCUAUGAAUCCAUUCCCCUUUCCCAGGGAAGGAGGACCCUCAAGUGCAACCCCAGCUCCCAUUGCAGGGAUUGGCUCACCCCUGGGCAUGAACCUGGCUCCCAGCGCAAGGGCUGGUGGCCUCCUAGGUAUGAGCCCAGUUCCAAGAACAACUGGCUCCCUGGGCAUGAACACCGCUCCCAUCACACAGGGGCCUGCCAUGCUGGACACUAGACCUACCGGUCCCCUGGGUCAAUCUCCCUUCCCCGGGGCAGCUGGUCCCCAGAGUGUGAACCGGACUCCCUUCCCCAGGGUGGGUGAGCCCCAGAGCAUGAACCCAGUCCUCUUCUCCAAAGCAGCUGGCCCCCUGGGGCCAAACCCAACUCCCUGCCCCAGGCCAGCUGGCCCCCUGGGGCCAAACGCAGCUCCCUUCCCCACGCCAGCUGGCCCCAUGGCUGUGAACCCAGCUGUCCUCUUUCCUAAUGGGACAUUGUCAUCUCCCAUUAACAACACAGCCAGGCUGCGGUGGUGCUGAUUCUCUCCUGCCCCCUACCCUGGAGAGAAGAUCAAGAGUGCAGCCAUACUCCUGCCACCUGCCUUGCCAACAAACUAGGACCUAGCACAGUCUUAGCUUUUCCUAGAGCCUUGCUGGGUUCUGGACUCCAGGAGUUCGUAGGCCAGCAGCCCCUCAUCCUCCUAGAUGUGAUGGAGCACUGUGUUUGGGUGACGCACUCCUCAGGGAAUGCAGAUCUCAGGCCCAGCGACUCCAGCACUACCACCUUGCCUGCACAGCCGGGAAUCCAGGAGCCCCCAUCGCUGUCUGGCAGUAGUGCCCGGAACUGGAACAAUGAGCCACAGGAGCCUGUUCUGAAGCAGGCCCUUUGGUGUAACCCCGACCAUGCAGCUGCUGCUGGAGACAGCAGGUGGCAUCACCUUUCCUGCUCAGCCAGGAGCCAACUGACCUUUUGUUCUGGGUUUGUGUUCCUUCUUCCUGCCCCUUGAAUAAAAGUGACAGGAGGG
This is a messenger RNA of Mauremys mutica (yellowpond turtle), 2822 nucleotides long. It is a transcript of the gene DERPC, whose product is annotated as DERPC proline and glycine rich nuclear protein. The record is from RefSeq and is a predicted model, not a curated record. Lineage: Eukaryota; Metazoa; Chordata; Testudines; Geoemydidae. The transcript is spliced from 2 exons. The coding region runs from base 1 to 2337 and encodes 778 amino acids.